Messenger RNA from Lactuca saligna, 465 nucleotides. Lineage: Eukaryota; Viridiplantae; Streptophyta; Magnoliopsida; Asterales; Asteraceae. The record is from the annotation of a GenBank genome assembly.
AUGACUAGGAUCAAUUCAUCAUCUUUAUCUCACGUUGCAGCCACUAUCAAGCUUCCUCCCUGGUCUAAACAUUUUCGUUUACACUGUUGGUUCCCUCUGUCAAUCUUAAUCGAUUCCAACUGCAACAGGGUUUUGUUUUCUCAUAAAAAUGCAAACAGAAGGGAGGGUACGAAGUGGAUUCAGAGACAGAUCGAGAAGGGGGAGGGUGUAGCAGUGGUUUUAGAAGUGAUUUUGGUGUUGUCGUGCGGUAUUCGGUGGCUCAACGAGCCGGCGGUAGCCCUAGUGGUCGGAAGCUAUGAUUAUUAUUCUGAAGUGAAGGAAUCUAUGGGAAAUCGAUGGGAGUUCUCCCUGUUCGUGUUGCAAUUGGUUUCCGAUGACAAAGCUUCGACAUUUGGUUGUUUGGUGAUCGAGAAGGGCUGCACCGAUUCAACAACACGUAAAGAAAUGGAUGAGCUUAAUCAAUAG